UCCAGGGUAGAUGCAGGGACCCGGCUCCCCCCAGAUGGAUUCCGCGAGGCCUGAGCCCAGCAAGCAGGACCCAGCAGAGGCAGAGGCCGAGCAGGAACUGCGGUGGACAGAGCUGGGCUCAGAGAAGGCCCCAGGAACUGGGACACAGGGGUCUAGUGCCCCGCAGGGCUGGGGUUGCCUGCUCCAGGCCGUGUGGCAGGGCCCUGUGAGCCUGGUGACGCAGCUGCUGCGGCAAGGGGCCAGCGUGGAGGAGAGGGACCGCGCGGGCCGGACCCCGCUCCACCUGGCCGUGCUGCGCGGCCACGCGCCCCUGGUGCGCCUCCUGCUGCAGCGCGGGGCCCCGGUGGGCGCCGCGGACCGCGCGGGGCGCACGCCGCUGCACCAGGCCGCCUGGCACGGGCACUCGCGGGCGGCCGAGCUGCUGCUGCGGCGCGGGGCCCCGGCGGCGGCGCGCUGCGGGGCGGGCCUCACGCCGCUGCACUGGGCCGCCGCCCUGGGCCGCACGCCGCUGGCCGCGCGUCUGCUGGCCGCGCCCGGCCCGGGCCCCGCGGCCGUGGACGCGCACGGCUGGACGGCGGCGCACUGGGCGGCCGCGGGCGGCCGGCUGCCGGUGCUCGAGCUGCUGGCGGCGGGCGGCAGCGCGUGCCUGGACGGCGCCCUGCUCGUGGCUGCCGCGGCCGGGCGCGGAGCGGCGCUGAGCCUUCUCCUGGAGCGCGGGGUGCGGGUGGACGCCCCGGAUGGCGUGGGGUGCAGGGCGCUGGGCGUGGCAGCCGGCCUGGGCCGCCGGCAGGACAUCGAGGUGCUACUGGGCCACGGGGCAGACCCAAGCAUCAGGGACAGGCACGGCCGCUCUGCGCUCCACAGGGCUGCCACCGGUGGACACCUGCCUGCUGUCCAGCUACUGGUAGCCUGGGGAGCCGAGGUGGAUGCUCAGGACUCACUGGGCUUCACACCCCUGCACCACGCUGCUCGGGGAGGCCACAUGGAGGUGGCCAUCCACCUCCUGGACAGGGGUGCACAGGUCAAUGCAGCUGGCUGGCUCCACAAGACCCCCCUGCACCUCGCAGCAGAGCAUGGCCAUGGCCUCACCAUAGAGCUUUUGCUGGGCCGAGGGGCCAGCCCCACCCUGAGGACACAGUGGGGUGAGGUGGCCCAGAUGCCCGAGGGGUGCCUGCCCCAGGUGCUGCCUGCACUUCCAGGGGAGCAGAAGGAGAGCGAGGGGCACACAGCCCUGCAGGCCCUGAGCACCUCGUGGCUAGGCUGAGCCUCCAAGGCCAGAGCAGGACAGAAGGCUCUGGGCUCCACAGCCUCAGAGUUUUUCAGGAUCCUCUCUUUUGAGCUGAGGCCGCCUUCCUGGACAGUCAUUAAUGGAGAGGUUCCUAGAGGAGGAAGAUGAGGAGAGAGGCAGUGGCUUGAGCCCCAGUCACAGGCCUGUGGCAGGACCUGGGAUGACCCCUGGCUCCAGAGGGCCUAUUGCCUCUGCAGCUCUGGCCUCCUGAACACUUUGGCAAAGACGAGCUGUGGCAACAGAUUUAACCAAAACCUGAUGGUGCCCCCUCUGUCCACCAUGGGGUGUUCCUCAGCUACUCUCCACACAUGGGGUCUUCUGUGUUCUUGGAUUUUGCACUGUGUACUUGGAACCCAUCAGUCCCAGGCCCACGCUGAUAUCCACGGUGUUUACAGCUCUCCUUCCAUCCACAGUCCUCCUCCUUGUCUAACUCACCACACCAAGCCAAAGUUCCCCUGCCCCAAAUCAUCCAGGGCCAGGUACAGGCAGCUAGGGGCUGCCCCUGUGCACCAGGGCCACCUGGAGUUAUUCACACCAGCCAGUCCUAAGCUGCUGGCCCCGCCCGGCCCUGCUUUUCCCUGGAAACCCCAAUAAAGUCUCUGGCCUCGGACUUCCCCUUGUUCCCGCUGCCUCCUGACCUAACCCUGGCGCUUCCCUGUGCGGCCCCGUGUGGUGUGGCAUGCCCCCACUUCCCGGGAAACGUAAGCAGUAAAAACCUUUUUCAACACGU
Cynocephalus volans (Philippine flying lemur) is the source of this 2018-nucleotide messenger RNA. RefSeq names its product ankyrin repeat domain 65 (gene ANKRD65). The coding region runs from base 11 to 1264 and encodes 417 amino acids. NCBI's taxonomy places the organism in Eukaryota, Metazoa, Chordata, Mammalia, Dermoptera, Cynocephalidae. The transcript is spliced from 3 exons. Gene Ontology annotation, molecular function: protein binding. The record is from RefSeq and is a predicted model, not a curated record.